AUGGUCGCCGGCUUGAAGGAAGGCAUCAACGUUGGAGCAGAUUUCGGCCUUCUCGUAGGACAGACAGCAACACUUGCCAACAGGGACCCCUUGGCGGGCACCUUCAACCUUGACGACCUGCGCGCUCAUAACUUCCCCAUCGAGCACGAUGUUAGUCUAUCCCGGCAGGACAUUUACCAGGGGAACAAUCUGGUCUUCAACCAGAAUGUGUUCAACGAGGUCCUCGAUUUCUACGAGGGCAUGAACGCAGCAACAAUUCCAGUUGCUGCGCAGACCAUCUGGAGCCGAGUCGAAACCCAGCGCCGCCUCAAUCCCAACACACUGAUAUAUGGUCCCCGACAGCUCUUUCUCAGUCUCGGAGAGACAUCACUUUACUUGAGCGUUAUGGGUGAUCCAUUGACAGGAGUCGCGCCGGUCUCUUACGUGAAAUCGCUUUUUGAGAACGAAAGGUUGCCAUACGAGCAGGGGUGGCAGAAAUCGCUGCUGGAGACCAAUUUUGUUACUCUGGGGGCAAUGAUCGGACAGCUUGUCCUUAACGACGCUCCCGAUUUCGCGCGUGACCUGCCGAACUUGAAUGCAGGAGGUUUAAGAGAUGCAUUUGCGCUGAGAGAUCCACUGACCGGCAUUAUUGGCAAUGCCACGUGCGGUCUCCUGGGAACAUGCUGA
Messenger RNA from Cercospora beticola, 666 nucleotides. RefSeq lists its product as uncharacterized. The record is from RefSeq and is a predicted model, not a curated record. NCBI's taxonomy places the organism in Eukaryota, Fungi, Ascomycota, Dothideomycetes, Mycosphaerellales, Mycosphaerellaceae. Gene Ontology annotation, molecular function: peroxidase activity.